Molecule: messenger RNA, 2704 nt
Organism: Moneuplotes crassus
Lineage: Eukaryota; Ciliophora; Spirotrichea; Euplotida; Euplotidae
Source: the annotation of a GenBank genome assembly
UAUAGUUAUAAUUAAAUAUGAAGAAGUUUAAAUUGUUAAACUCCCGGAGGAGAUAUGUGAGAACAAACCUCACUCGGAGGUUCUAUACAUCGGUUUUCCUAGCAGCAGUGGUUUUAGGAUCAAUUUAUCUAACUGCAGAUGCUGCCCCAAAUUAUACAUUUAAGGGCAAAGGUUAUGAUAAACAGUCUAUAAAGACAAGAUCAAGAGGACAAUAUGUCGAGUAUACUAAUGAAUCUGAUUUCUGUCAUUCAUGGGCAAUUAUACCUGGUACAUCUCUAUUGCCUACUUGGCUACUUGUCAUUGCAUAUUUCUGAGCAUUGAUUUAUCUGUUUUUGGGAAUAGCUAUUAUAUCAGACAUUUUCAUGGACUCAAUAGAAGUCAUUACUUCUCAAACAAAGAAAGUUAAGUACACAGAUAUUGAUGGGAUAGAGCAGACAAUGAGUGUAUCUGUUUGGAAUCCUACGAUUGCUAACCUAACGCUAAUGGCUCUAGGAUCAUCAGCUCCAGAAAUAUUGCUUUCAGUUAUCGAAACAGUUUCAAAUUUGGGGAAGGAACCGGGAGAGCUUGGUCCUGCCACUAUUGUUGGAUCAGCAGCAUUCAAUCUGAUGGUGAUUUCUGCUGUAUCUAUCGCAUGUAUACCUACAGGUCAGACUAAAUAAGAUCAAUGAUUUGGGAGUUUUUGCCAUCACAGCUACAUCUUCAAUCUUUGCAUACAUAUGGCUCUACAUUUGUCUUGAAGUUUGGACAAAGGGAAUAAUCUCCUUAGAAGAGGCUAUUAUUACAUUUUCCUUUUUCUGGAUCCUCGUAGUCUCUGCCUUCAUUGCUGACAAGAUCAGGCAAGGCUGUGACAAAAAGAAGAGGAGUAAAUUAGCACAAUUUGACAUAAAAGAUUUUUACCAUAUCAUUAAUGUCGAAUCUGGCAAUAAUGAUUCUGUUGAGGAGGAAAAUCAUCAACAUGCAAAACUACAAGAAUAUCUGAAAAAGACAUUUAACAAAGAUAAAAUAGAAGAUAUUGACCCUAAGGAAGUUGAAAAAUUACUUAAGCCUCAGUCAGUAGUCGCUGAAAGGCUCAAGUAUAGAAAGAACAUCGGCAGCAUGAUCUCAGGACGUCAAAAAGUUGCAGUUGUAAAGGGUGAGAAAAAUAUUGAAGAACUCAAGACAGCUAAAGAUGAGUUCGAUAAAGCAGAACUCAACGAAAAAGUCGGUUUCAAAUGUCUACAUUAUUCCGUCACUGAGAGCGUUGGCUAUCUCAAUGUCAAGAUAUUAAAAUAAAAAUAUGGAAGAAGCAGUCAGGUUUGGAGUCAGAACCGUUGAUGGCACUGCUAAUGCAGGGGAUGACGAAGAAGCUGGUGAUUACGAAGCCAUUGAUAUUGAAAAAGAAAUUGACGAAGGAGAGAUGGAAACAGCCGUUAGAGUCAAGAUUAUCGACGACGAAGGAAUCGAGCCCGAUGAAGACUUCUAUAUCGAACUCUAUGAUCUUGAGACCAAGGAAAGAUUACCAGGACAAGAUACUAGGACAACUGUUACAAUUCUCGACGAUGAUAAGCCAGGAAUCUUUGGAUUUGAGAUGAGAGCUACCAAAGUUACUCCAAAAGAUGAGAAAAUUAGACUAAAAGUGCUUAGGCUUGAUGGGUGCGAUGAUGAUGUCCAAUUGAAUUAUAGGACAAUCGCUCCAGAUUUUUUGUCGAACCCAGCUAUUGCUACUAAAGAUUAUAUGCCUGUUGAGGGAACACUCUAUUACGAAACUGGGGAGACCAUGAAAAUUGUAGAAGUGCCAAUACUCCCAAAAGAAGACGAAAUUGAGGAAGGGCAGGAAGUGGCCUUUUCAGUUCAGCUUUCAGAUAUCCGAUAUAAAGAUGAUCAAAAGCAUCAGGCAGAAAAUAUUGAGAAACCGAAAUUAGGAAAGAAAAGUGAAUGUUUUGUUGAAAUAGUUGGGGAUACUCAACUCGUCCAGAAGGCGAAAGGUAUAGAAGAAAUCAUCAAGAACAUGCAGAAGGACGAACAAAUAACCUGGGCCAAACAAUUUAAGAGGGCAUGCAUGCUUUCUCCCCAGUUGGAUGAGAAUAAUAAUAUGAUCGAAGUUUCUGGAUUUGAAGCUUUCCUACAUUUCUGAACAAUCGGAUGGAAAGUUUUCUUCGCACUGAUACCUCCUCCAAGAAUAUGGAAGGGAUGGCUAGCAUUCGUUGUAUCCCUAGCAUUUAUAGGACUUGUUACAGCCAUUGUUGGAGAAAUGGCAACCUUAUUUGGAUGUGUGUUGGGACUGAAGCCAGCUGCAACAGCAAUUACAUUCGUUGCAUUAGGUACAUCUCUUCCAGACACAUUUGCUAGUAAACAAGCAGCUCAGCAGAGUGAGCAUGCUGAUAGCGCAAUUGGGAACGUCACAGGCUCUAACAGUGUUAAUGUUUUCUUAGGGCUAGGUUUACCGUGGCUCAUUGGUGCUAUCUACUCUCUUGCAGAUGACACAGAUUAUAGAGUGAACACAGAUGGGUUAUCGUUUUCGGUUAUGUUAUUUUUGAUAACCUCCAUCUCAACAUUAGUCAUAAUAGUAUUGCGGAGAAUUUUUGUUGGUGGAGAGCUUGGAGGACAAAAAGCAUUCCCAAAAUACUUUACUGCAGGUUUAUGAUUCAUGCUAUGGAUUAUCUACGUUAUUAUGUCCUGCUUCAAGAUCUACGACCAUCUAUAAAUAAAUCAACUAAGCUUCAAU